GUUCAAAAUCUUUAGGAAUAAUUCCAUGUCGCUUGCUCAUUUAUUUUGCGUCGAUCGGUCUGUCUCGCUCGCUCGGUUCCGUUCGUGUAUUAAGCAACAUUACACGACAAAGAAAGAAACAUGUUGGGUGAUAGUGUGAUGUUUGUUUCCUUCGCGUAAUGUGUGAUGUUGCAUUACAUCGUAGAGUAAUAUUACCCGAGUAAUAUCACUCGCAUUACUUACACAUGUCUAAAGAAGACAUACUAACUAUAGUCGGAUUUUUUAUUAGACGAAGUAAACUGACGUUUACUGUGUUGUCAGUUUUUGAUGAAAUAAAAAUAGUGUUGUGACAAAGUGAACGAUUGAAAAAACUCCUGAAUUAAUGAAAUUGCCUCGAUUGUCUAGUGAAUAGUUAGUGUGCCGAACUGCCGAUAUCGGGCACGGGGUUCGAAUUUUAGCCGUGCUUUGUACAUACCAACGAGUUUUCGACGAAACAUUAUGUUCCUAUGGUAUCUACCAGUACUGAAUACCGAGUGUUUUAAACAUUAAGAAAAACAUUGCGAGGAAGCUUGUAAGACUGUCCUAUUUCCAAUGCAUCAUAUAGUUGAAACUAUAGAUGUAUAAAAUAUAACAAUUAUAGGUACACAGUUUGAAAUUAAUGAUUAACUCUUCACACUCAUUGUUCAUUUAUGUGAUUGAACGAGAACUGAACGCAUCACUAUUACUUUAAAUAUAGCAACAUUAUUUCACAAAGUGACAUUAGCUACUGUCAGCUGGCUUCGUUUAAUUAAAAAUCCGACUAUAGAUAGGAACACAAUGGAAAAUACCGAGAAAGCAGAUUUGAAUGACGCGAAGACUUGUAACUUACUGGCCAAAGGUAUUUUGGAGUUGUACGAACCACCAUUGACAACAAUAAACACUCAUUUGAAGGAAUUAACGGAAAAGCAAGAUGCUAUACACAACACAAUAAAAUUUGAGAGGCAAAAGCUAGAAGAUAUACAGAAUGAUGCAAUGCUGGAUGCAAUGUUAGCCGAUAUUGCAACAAACAGAGAAAAACUAUUAACCAUAUCGAAUUCAAUGAUGGUACUACAUAAAAGAGUGCAAUCGUUACAGGUCAGGGCAGCCAAUGUAGAAAAGGCAGCUAACACUAGAGCUGCUAUCAGUAAACAUACAAGUAAUUAAAUCUUAUACAAGUGACGGUAACAAAGUGUCCUAUAAAUAAAUAAGUGAGUGCUACCCUGUGCAGUAAUUAAUGCAAACAUUUUUUAUGCAAACAUUUUAUUUUUAUUGCUUAGAUGGAUAGACGAGCUCACAGCCCACCUGGUGUUAAGUGGUUACUGGAGCCCAUAGACAUCUACAACGUAAAUGCGCCACCCACCUCGAGAUAUAAGGAUAUAAGCUAUAAUAUAAUCAUGCCAUUGGCUGGAGCCCUUUUUAUUCGAAGGCACUUAAUUCGUUUUGGCGCUAAUUCUGGCGCUAAGGAAUAACAUGUCGGAGUUGUGAAAGGCAAUUUGGUUUAAGCAACAUUUCACUUAAUAUGCGACAUUUAUCAUUUUAUAGUUCGAUGGUUUUUAAUUGAAAUUCAAUUAUGUUUACCAUAUUCAAAUAGUUGAAGAAGUUAUAUUUUUUUCAAAUUUUAAACUUUAAACUUUAAACGGAUAAAGUUGUAAAAACCUUACUUAAAGCCUUUCACUCCUCGAUGUUAUAAAUAUUUAAAUUUACACCAUACAGUAAUAAAAUGGAAUUUUAGGGAGUUGAUGAUUCCAUUCCAAAGGAGCCACACUAUGAGUGUUAGUAAGACCAUGCAGCAUUCAACAUAAUAACUCUGUUCUCUCAAUCACAGUGUUGGUCCUUUUUAUUUUCAUUGUGGCAUUUACGAAUCUGUUACAGAAAUAAAAAAUGAAAAAUUAUUUUAUAAUCAUGUAACUUUAUUUAAUACUUAUACGUACACUAAUCAUACUAUAUAAGCGAAGUAUACAAAAAUAAUUAUUUCUAUUCACAAUUUUAGCUUUUAAUAUUGAAAAUUAAGUUGUAAAAUUUUUAAACAAUGUAGUAACUAUUUUUGUACAAAAAUAAACGAGUUGUACAGUUCGAUUAGAAAUCAACAAUCUACAAAAUUUAACAAUUAUAGAUUCAAAUGUUGGUGUUGCCAAUCACUGUUUUAAUUUAACAUGAUUUAAGACUUCAAGUUGUUAUGUUCCAUUAUAUGAAUGUCUCAUGUAUAACAAUUGAGACGUGGACUAUUCACACGCAUUACAACGUGCCUUUGUGAAAUUAUAUGGACUUACCUAAAUAUUAAUAACCUAAUGCAAAUAAGCAAGAGAAAAGCUUUUGAAAAAAUUAAUGUAGUCUGCCCUGCAGAAUUUAUUCUUCACUCUGUGAUAUUCAUAUACAUAGGUUUUACUAAAUGGCUUCGUUUAGACCGGCUAUCUACUCAUUCUUAGUGUAGGUAGCUAAAUAAAGAUGAGGAUUUUAGAGUUGUUUAAACAUAAAAUAAAAUAAAUUUGUCAUCAAAAAUAAUAGAAAAUCUAGUUCACAUGAUUGCAAUGUUCUCGUGAAUAAUAGAAUAAGUGAGAGUUGUUUUUCGUCCAUUCUAAACAGCUCCGAAAAUGUGACAUCCAUUACAAACCUCAACAUUCCUUAUUGCUGUGAUUUGAAAACACAAGUAGAUGAAAGUAUGUAUAAAAAAUAAUAAUACACUCUUGUAAUAUCUGUUGCGUUAAUUUCUUUUAGAGUUACUUUGAAUGUUAUCUGUGUAAAUAAAACCAUAAUCACCAAUACUUGAAAUUAUAUGCUCUUAAUACAUUAUACUUGUCAUCAUGAAGAUAAUAAAUCACGUAGGCUCUUUUUUAUUAAUGUUUUCAAAUAACUUAACCUUUUGUAAUACACUAAGUGUAAAAUCUAAUAUAAAAAAUAUUUUAAUGAGAUAAUAUAGAAGACAUAAUAUAUCUUUAAAAGGUACUAAUAAUUGUACCAUUGUUAAUAAGUUGUGAACUUAAUCUAUUUUAUAAAUUUAUUGUUAUGUUUUAGUAAAGAUAUUUGACUUAUGUUCUGUUCCAAUUUUAUUGAUGUAUUGAAAAUAUUCUCAAAAGUUCUUGAUGCAUUUUUCAUACAUUUUUGCUGAUGGCAACUUUAUAGUGAUCAAUAAUCAAGUGUUGCAAACAUUUAGCUAACACUUACACAAUUUUUUGUUACCUAUUGGAACAGUCAAGAGGAUUCUAAGACUAGUUUUAUGUUUGAUAGCUGAUACAGACAGACAAAUGAACUAAACGCAUGUAAUAUAUUUACCUUAAAUUUUAAUAUCCAACUGAGAAAUCGGAAGUUACCUAAAAUGGCACAAAACUUUAUUACAAGAGACUAAGUACAGAAAAGUUUUAUUUUAUUUUACAAUUCAAAAUAAUAAAUAAUAGUCUCAGUCUCUUUGGUGUGUUUGUUCAUUUGUCUUCAGAUAUCCAAAUUUAUUUAUAAUCAUUAAAUCUGGCAUUUUCUGUAGCACACCCAGUUCAAGUCUAUCUUAAUGUAAGGCAACUAGUAAAAGUUUGUUUUAGUAAGUACAUUACAUGUUCAUAAAUCAGUUGAAUAUUUUGGAUUUUUCUAUAGUAAAUAAAUGUAUUUUCAUGUU
Bombyx mori (domestic silkworm) is the source of this 3601-nucleotide messenger RNA. RefSeq lists its product as uncharacterized. Gene Ontology annotation, cellular component: BLOC-1 complex; transport vesicle. Gene Ontology annotation, biological process: intracellular transport. Lineage: Eukaryota; Metazoa; Arthropoda; Insecta; Lepidoptera; Bombycidae. The transcript is spliced from 6 exons. The record is from RefSeq and is a predicted model, not a curated record. Bases 796 to 1161 code for a protein of 121 amino acids.